This is a messenger RNA of Arabidopsis lyrata subsp. lyrata, 1041 nucleotides long. RefSeq names its product F-box/kelch-repeat protein At4g38940. Gene Ontology annotation, molecular function: protein binding. The transcript has a single exon. The coding region runs from base 1 to 1041 and encodes 346 amino acids. NCBI's taxonomy places the organism in Eukaryota, Viridiplantae, Streptophyta, Magnoliopsida, Brassicales, Brassicaceae. The record is from RefSeq and is a predicted model, not a curated record.
AUGAUUACGUCACUUCCCGACGACAUCAUCGUCGAUAUUUUAGCGCAUGUGUCGAGAUGGGACUAUCCAACUCUCUCCCUCGUCUCUAAACACUUCCGGUCACUCGUUUCCUCGUCUGAGCUAUACGCUAGACGAUCCUUGUUGGGAUACACCGAAGCUUGUAUCUAUUCUGUUCUCUUUAAUUACGACACUGAAAGAUUUCAUUUGUAUGUUCUUCGUCGUCGUCUGAAAAGAAACAACAACAGUUGUUAUUUUGUCCUUAUCGAGUCACUUCCUCCUAUGCCUUCCAACGUAAGUUUUGUCUCGAUUGGUUCGAAGAUAUAUGUGUUGAGUGGAGAUUCGAGUACAACUCCCUAUAGCAUAGACUGUAGAUCUCACAUUGUGCAGCCCUACUCCAGAAUUCCUCAUGGAAGCAAGGCUAUACAGAUUGUUGACGUCAUCGACAAAAAGAUUUACGUAAUGGGAAAGUGCGAUCAUGACGAUGCAAAGAAGGUAAUGCUGGUGUUCAAUACAGAAACACAAAGGUGGGAGCCUGAGAUGACAACAAAGCCAAGCCUAGAGUUACGUCGGUUCUGGUUUGAACGCGUGGUUAUUGCGGAUAAGAUGUACGUGAGGGAUUACCAUUAUUCUCAGGAGAGCUUUGUUUACGAGCCAAAGGAAGAUAAAUGGGAAUUGGACGAGAUGUUGAAUUCUAAUAAGUGGUACCGUGGGUGCGUUCUUGAUGACCUAUUGUACUACUAUGAUCCUUUUGAGAACAAGUUAAGAGCGUAUGAUCCAAAGCACAGGUGUUGGAAAGUGGUCAAAGGUUUGGAAGAAUUUUUGCCUCAUAUAGCUUUUCCAUGGUCAGACACUGUCAGUUAUGGUUGGAAACUAGCUGUGUUCUUCAUUACAUGUGAAAAUUGGGUUAUAAGAAGAGAGAUUUGGUGUGCAGAGAUCUCAAUUGAAAGACGCCAAGGAGAAAUUUGGGGUAAAGUUGAGUCGUAUGAUGUUGUGUUUAGUUGGAAAUUUUCCUACAAUAAAACUCUAGCGGUUAUGGUUUGA